This is a messenger RNA of Poeciliopsis prolifica (blackstripe livebearer), 1038 nucleotides long. RefSeq names its product zinc finger protein 706 (gene znf706). The coding region runs from base 149 to 379 and encodes 76 amino acids. The record is from RefSeq and is a predicted model, not a curated record. The transcript is spliced from 4 exons. NCBI's taxonomy places the organism in Eukaryota, Metazoa, Chordata, Actinopteri, Cyprinodontiformes, Poeciliidae.
GCAGCACUGACGUUUACUUCUUGCCUCUGGGAAAUCAGCAGCUGUCACAUUUCUGAGUUACAAACGACAGGUACGUCUAUAUUUGUGAGGUUCACCGCCGUGGUUUCCAGGCGGCGCAGAAGCCAAAACAAGAUGUACCGUGAUAAGCAUGGCACGCGGGCACCAGAAAAUUCAAUCGCAGCAGAAAAAUGCCAAGAAGCAGGCAGAAAUGAAAAAGUCCAAGGGUCACGAUCAGAAGACGGCAGCCAAGGCAGCGCUAGUGUUCACUUGCAGUGUUUGCAAGUCCCAGAUGCCCGACCCAAAAACCUUCAAGCAGCACUUCGAGAGCAAGCACCCCAAAUCCCCUCUGCCCCCAGAGUUGGAGGGCGUGGAAGCGUAAACGACUUGGAUGAACCACACUGAAGAUGAAGGCGCUGAUCAGGCUCUGAACAUGACAGCAAAGAAUGAUUUAAUGUACCCAACAUGAAAGCCUCAUGCAGUCUACUGCUACCUGUGUGUAGCUUGUGUUUAAAUACACGCACGACUCAAUCCAACCGUGGUUUUGACUUCAGGGCCGACGCAGACGUGUACGAUCAAUGAGCCCAGACUCACUGCCUUUCGUGUUUUGUACGUGUAUCUCUUUUAAGGAUCAAUAAAUUGUUGCCCGUUGCAUCCCAGAUGAGAUAAAGUGACUGUCCUAACAAAGCAAAAUGGAUUUGGCUCGGGUGGAAAAUUCAGAUGUUUGUCUUUGCUGCUGUCAAAAGUGACCUAGUUUAUUUUAAUUGUACUUGGGAGUGUUUUACUCAAACGGAGGCCUGCACACUGUAAUUCCUCCAACAGCUCUGUGUGCCCUGCUGUACUGCAAUCUUUCAUUCAGCUAAUCAGAAUUUCAUGUUUGGUUGUAAAAUGUGAAACUUGGCCAGCUGCCCAAGCUGCUACACAGAUUGUUAGGAAGUGAAAUUAUAUUGGAGACUGCCGGCAAGAUUAAUGUGCCUGUAAAAUGAAUGUAUGCUCCAAUAAUGUAUCAUACCAUUUUAUUAAAACUCACUUUGUUAUAUA